GUUUACAGUAAAUGCAUUGUCUGCUGGUUUAUUUUGUUACUUUCCAGCUCACCAGUGAGCCAUGAGAAUGGUUGCCUUAGAAAUAAAAGGGACAAACGAUGGAGCAUGGACAAUACUGGAGUGCUGAGGUGGGUGGGAGCAAAAAAGGGGGGGCCCCAAAUCAGAUUCUGCUUAGGGCCCCAUAAAGCCUUUGGCCGGCUCUGAUUAUGAAUUAUGAAACACUUGAGAAGAGGAAUCCAAAUGACUUAAGCGUGGCUCGGAGAGGAGGUUUCAACACGUUACCAAAUAUGGCCUGUGCGGGGCGUGGGAGCCAGUCUGCUGGAUGAGGGAGAGGGGAUGCGCCGCCGAGUGCGCAUGCUGUUCCAGGAACUUUACGCUCCGAACAAAAAAAAACCCUGAAUAGAGCCUCCGAGCCUAGAAAUCGAGUAUGUGACAAACGUCGACAGAGUGUGUGACGACAUCUCCGACACAAGAUCACACGUUCAGUGUUGAAGACUCAUCUUAAUCCUCGCCGGACUUCAGAGGCCACUUUCUCCUCCAGACUUGUCGUAAAUUCCCAUCAUGCCAGUAUUCGUGUUUCCAACCUCCCAGCUGCUGUGGGUGCGUUUAGCUGCCCUGAUCUUCACCUGCGUGGCGUUCAGUGUUGCGGCACAUGAGGGCCCACCGCGUGGAAGCAUGGCUGACUGGUGCAUCUUCUGCUGGGCGUUCAGCUUCGCCUGCACCCUGCUGGUCCUGCUGGUGGAGCAGUGCGGCCUUCAGGCCCGAACCCCGGUGUCCUGGACCAAUUUCCCCAUCACCAUCGCCUGCUACGCUGCCCUCUUCUGCCUCUCCGCCUCUAUCAUCUUCCCACUGUUUUACAUCAAGGACCAGUAUCUAUCCGGCGAUGCUCGCGCCCAGCGCAUCGUCUCCACCGUCUUCUCCUGCCUGGCAGCGGUAGCCUACAUGGGGGAGGUGAGCCUGACUAAAGCGAGGCCAGGAGAGGUGGCAGGUUACAUGGCCACGGCUCCAGGCCUGCUGAAGGUGUGCCAGACCUUCGUGGCCUGCAUCAUCUUCAUCCUGGUCAGCCAUCCCGUGUUGUACAACCAGCAUCCAGCGCUCGAGUGGUGCAUGGCCGUGUACUGCAUCUGCUUCAUCCUCUCCAUGGCCGUGGUGGUGCUAUGUGUGGGGGAGUGCACCGGCUGUCUGCCCAUCCCCUUCUCCAAGUUCCUGUCAGCUUACGGGCUCCUGGCGGUUAUCAUGUACCUGAGCGCGACCAUCAUCUGGCCCGUCUUCCAGUUUGACAAACGGAGCUCGAGCUACAAUAAGAGCGAUCUGAUCACCGUGGCGGUGCUCACUGCCCUCAACUUCCUGCUUUACCUCGCUGACCUAGUCUACACUGCCAGACUGGUGUUUGUCACUGCCUGAGAGGAAAAAAAAGGGAGGCACGCUGAGUGGAUGGAAGCUUGAGUGGCUUUGCAAGAAAGUGUAGCAGCUGUUGAAAUCCUGACAAAAAAACCAAAAAAAAAACCACGACUCCUCCCUUUAGGUAUCUAAUGGUAAAAUGCUGAAAUGCAAAUGUCAUGUUGAUACGAGGAAAACCCCUGAAAAAAAAACUCACUUACAGUAUGUGGGUAUAUUUAAAAUGCCUGGAGAUGUGCAGCCUUUUAAAGGAACAGUUCACCCAAAAAAGAAAUUUCAGUCAUCAUCCUCUCACCCCCGAUACUGAUGGAAAGUCGGGGGAAGUUUUGGAGUCCGCUAAACAUUUCUGGAGCUUCACAGCAAAACAGUGUUGCAGCAUUUCCCUGAACAACUGGAGCACAUGGGGACUUGUUUUAAAACAUUCAAGGUGCAACAUGUAAGAAUGGACCUCCUCCACACAAAUAGGGGGCAGCAUGUCACCUGAGUCACCGCUGACUACUGGUAACUGUUGCUGCCACUAGCUAGUUAGCUUAGUUAGCCAUGCAGCUAGCGGUUCAGACUGCUCAGAGACCAGGGCAGAGUUAGUGUUUACACCACUAGUAGGAUUUUUGGACUAGGGUGGACCAGGGCUAACUGGUUAGCAUGCUAACUUCAGUGGACGUCUCUGCAGGUCUACAUAGACAUCAUCAUUUCAACGCAGCUAUUUCUUCACAGGUUGAAUGUUUUUGACAAAAGUGUUUCGGUGUUGCAUAAUCCAAAUCUCCAUUUUAUGUUUUCUGUGGCUUUACGUUUUCAAACAAGUCUCCGUCUACUUCAGUUGUUGAGGAGAAUGUCACAAUGCCGCUUUUCUGCGACGCUCCGGAAAAAGUGUCGUGGACUCCAAAAAACUUCGCCCGACUUCCCAUGGACGACGAGGGCGAGUAGAUAAUGAAUGAAUUCUCAUUUUUGGGUGAAUUUUCCCUUUAACUUCAAAUGUGAACUGACCUGUGUGAAAUGUGCACAGAAAAAAGUGGGAUUUUACACAGUGGUGUGACAGAAACAAGUUCGGCUUGUAUUUGUGUUAAAAUAAAAUGGAGUCAACACACUGGAACACAGGUGAACAGCAGACGAGAAGUUAUUUUUAUGGGGGAAAUAAAUGUGUUUACUGUAUCUGAGGAACGAACAUCAUAACCUGAUUGUUUUAUAUCCUUCUUAUUGUUUUUUGUUAAUAAGGUUUUUUUUUAUUAUUAUUACUUCAGCUGUCAAAUAUCAGUAUUGAAUCUUUUUAACAGAAUGUCAUUUGAGUGAAUAAAGUUGGUGAACCAAUACA
Molecule: messenger RNA, 2707 nt
Organism: Acanthopagrus latus (yellowfin seabream)
Lineage: Eukaryota; Metazoa; Chordata; Actinopteri; Spariformes; Sparidae
Product: myeloid-associated differentiation marker homolog
Exons: 2
Coding region: 562-1404 (280 amino acids)
Cellular component (GO): membrane
Source: RefSeq, a predicted model, not a curated record